AUGUCGAGCGUUGUACCGCAUCCGUCUAACAAGCGAUCCAUAUCUUCUACGAUUGCUAAUUUUUUCAAAAAGGAAACACCGGCCGAUUACCAUCCUUCGACGGCCAAGGACAAACCAAGUAAUAUAACUGCUAACUUUGAAGAUGCUGAUACUACAGAAUUGCCGUCGGUGCCUGAUUUGAUCCUCUAUGACUCAUUUGACGGUGAAAGACCGCCACUGCUUCCAAUAAUGCCCCUACAAAGGCUCAAAAUCCUGCGCCAUAAACAGUAUCUACGUCGAAUGGAGGACUCACACUUGCCGAGCCAUUUGGGGCCCAUGAGCGCUAACGGGAGUGAGAUGUCAAACCUCAGUCAGAGUCAGCUUCUUCCGCUACGUGUCCUCAAGCGGAAUGCCUCUCAAGCCGCCACUAGACAACCGAGAAGCACCAAAUCAAAAUCAGUCCUGGGUAAACGGUGGAGUGGUGAUUUCGAGUAUGAUCUAGCCGAGUACGAUGUGGUAAAAAAGCCUAAGAAUUCGAAAACGCAGGGUAGUAGCGACGUAAAUACACUAGAAUCUCCGAGGCUGUCGCCAGCGGUAUUGAAGAAGGGCACCAUGGGAGGGAAGCAAAGCAUAUCAGCUGGUCUAUCUUCUACACAAGCUAGUUUACUUAAUGGAAAGGCAAUAGCAGACCAGCCACUCAAUGAAGGUGGUAUCAGGAUAAAACCGGCCGUGAGGGAAGUUUCCGAAAGUGAAAAGCCAACGAAACCGCUACUGGCUUUACCCAGCUCAGGGUUCGACUUUGUGCAGCCUGGGACUGACAAGACAGCGGACACAACUAAUGUUAACGAUGCCAACACCAAUAAACCGAUUUUUGCGUUUUCGAAACCCUCUGAGAACAAUACAGCUGAAACCAAGAAACCAUUUUCUUUUGGACAAACGGACGCCCCAAUUAACGCCACUAACGAUAGGAAUGAGAAUCAAGAACAGCCAAGCGAGAAAUCCAAACCACCUUUCGCACUCGGAGGCACAACGGAGAAGAAACCCGCUUUCUCAUUCGGAAAGAGUAAUGAUGAUUCAACCUCUAAAGCAGCUCCGUUCUCAUUUGGAAAGGCUAACGAAGACUCGACCUCUAAAUCAACUUCUUUUUCCUUUGGAAUGCCUGCAAAAACACCCAACGGCGACAAAAAUAUUCAAACUUCUAUCAAAUUUGGCGAUUCUGACUCAAAGAUAGGCAAUGAUUCUAAACAAGAUAGUGACAGGGCCAAAAUACCGUCCUUCACCUUCAAGGCCCCCCCUCAAGCUUCAGAGCCAGUGUCCUCUAUCAACGGUACAGCCGAAAAUAAAAAAGAUGAUGCCAGCGCAACGGAAAAAUCGGAGGCUGCCUCCUCGAAUGGAGGUCAGGCCACUUCUAAACCGGCGUUGGAUUUAGGACUCAAAACUUCUGAGAAACCGGCUUUCAACUUUGGCUCAAAGCCCUUUUUACCUGGAGUCGAUUCAAAAUCAGAGACCCCUACCUCUCCCGCUUUUAGCUUCGGUGCCACCGGCGGGGUGAAGUCUUUUACCCAGCAAAAUAAGGACAAAGAUGAUACAACUGCGAGCCAAGAUGACCCCUCCAAGAAGAAAAGUACGUUUGCUUUCGGUGUCCCUCAGGACAAUCCAAGCGAUGCAAAGAAUUUAACACCUUCCUUUUCCUUUGGUUUAAGUGGAGCAGUGACCAAUAAACCUCAGGUCGAAACCAAACUUUCAUCCGGCGCAGGUCAAGCGCCUAAUCCAUCAGCAGCCGCAAAGGAAGGCGGUGCAUUAACGCCCUCUUUUUCAUUCAAAAGUUCUUCUGGCCAUGAGCAAACGAGUAAGCCAUCGAUUACCACAGCGAAAUCCUUUGACCUUGGUGCGACUGCAGAUAAAAAAGCGCAGACGCCCCCGCCUUUUUCGUUUGGAAACAGCACAAAAGCAAGUACACAAUCGUCUUCCUCUAACUUUUUAGGCGGAGGCUUUAAGUUCGACACCAACGGAUUGAAUCCUGGGGCCAAUUCGACUAUUCCACCCAAACCGGCGCUCAAUAAUGGUUCCAGUAGUGAUGUUUCGAAACCAACAUUCAGUUUUGGAAAUGCGCCGGCAUCAGUAGUUGCCGCGCCACAACCGCAAUCCGCCCUUCCAUCAGCCAUGCCACCUAGCCAAAACGCAGGCUUCACUUUUGGCUCAGGGUCUACUACAAACAACAACUCUCCUGCAUUUGGCAAUACUAACAAUAACCAACAACUGGGAUUCAAUUUUGGAACAGAUAAUAGAACGGCGUCAUCUACACCCCCUCCCUUUGGAAACUUGGCCGUUCCUGGAUAUGCACAGCCCCAGCCACAAAGCAGACCUUUCAGUCCCUCACACACAGUGAAUUUGAAUUUUGGUGGCAGUGGCUCUCAACCACCAAGUUCAAUUUUCGGUGGAACUGGUAACUCUACACCUGCUCAAAUAUUUGGUGGGCAAAACAACGGCAUUGGUCAAGGGUUUUCGAAUGCUCCUUCGAGUAGUUCCAUUUUUGGGGGCGUUAGUGCAGGUCAGGCACCUCAGCAACAGGCUCAAACUCCGAUGCUAAACUUACCUCCAGGAAGGAAACUCGCUAGAAUGAGGUCAAGGAGAAACUGA
This is a messenger RNA of Lachancea dasiensis, 2619 nucleotides long. NCBI's taxonomy places the organism in Eukaryota, Fungi, Ascomycota, Saccharomycetes, Saccharomycetales, Saccharomycetaceae. The record is from the annotation of a GenBank genome assembly.